ACGCGGCGCAGGGAGGUGGCCGGCCGGGACUGGGCAGGAAGCCGGCCGCAGCUCCCGCCAGUGCCGAAGAACCUUCCUUCCUCCUCCUCCUUGACCUUUCCCCCUCUUCCCAUCUCCCUCAGCUCCGGUCGCAGACACCGUGACAGCAAGAGACAGGGUGACAUGAGAGAUUCGACUGCACCCUGCCCUGGACAGCUUACAGAUAGAAGAAUUAACCCAUAAAGAGACUGAAGUGGGUUUCAGGAUGGCAAAAGAAGACCUCCCAAGUACCUCAAAGGACUUGCAGGAACUGCAGAGGAAGCUGUCUUUGCUGAUUGAGUCUAUCCAGAAUAACUCAAAGGUGGUUGCCUUUAUGAAGUCUCCGGUGGGUCAGUACCUGGACAGGCAUCCUUUUCUGGCCCUCACUAUGCUGGUGUUUGUUGCUGUGUCGGCCAUUCCUGUUGGAUUCUUCCUGCUCCUUGUGGUGCUUACCUCCCUGGCUGCUCUUGUGGGAGUCAUUUUACUGGAAGGACUGGUCAUCUCUGUGGGUGGCCUCUCACUGCUUUGUGUUCUCUGUGGCUUGAGCUUUGUGUCACUCGUCAUGUCAGGGACAAUCAUGGUGUCCUACGUGAUGGUCUCCAGCCUUGUCAACUACUGGUUUUCUCCCAGAUGCCAUCUGCGACCGUACCCACAUCCUUUGCUGCCGUGUCACUGAACUCCAGAGAUCGCCGCUUUCAUGAAACGGAAUGUGAGCGAUUGGCUUCCCCUAAAAUUGUCCCCAUUGAAGUAACCAUUUCAACUACCACUUGUGUGCAGCUUCUGCAGUCUGCUCCGUGUAGAACAGGGUGUCAUAGGUAAGUGAUGAAUCCCUGAAUUCUACUCCUGCAACCGAUAUUGUACUGUAUGUUAACUAACUAGAAUUUAAAUAGAAGUUGGAAAAGAGAGAAAAAACAGGGGGAUUGAGCCCAGAAGUUGCGGCAUUUUGGCAAAGGCAGAUCAGGCGUGAGUUGUCGCAAGAAGGUUGAGAAUGACUAACGGUACUUUCAUGAGGUUCUGCUGUGCUUCCUUGAGCAGGAGAGAAAAGGUGGAGCUAGAGAGAGGACGUAGAAUUUGAGAGUAACCUUACCUAUGCCAUGGCAUCCCCCAGAACCCCUGUGCGUGCAUGCAUACACAUAUCCUGAGUGAUUAAAUUAUGCGUGCACGCACGUGCGUGCACACACACACACACACACACACUCUCUGAGUGAUUGGUAAGAGCUGUGACAAUUAUAAAUUAUUAAAGUGCUUUCUUUGCCUUCCUGAAGGAAAGGAAGGGGGUAGGGAUUACAUACAAAUUUGGUGUGCCUCUUGGGUGUGUCGUUAGGGUGGAUAUUAUCCAUCAUGUGUGUGGCAGAAAAGUUGAAAAUCAAUGGUGUUGGGCAUACCCUUUCCAAACCUCCCUUUUUGAAACAUUUCCACCUUCCACAGUCCAGCUUAAAUUGAAGUCAUGUCUUGCUGUGUGCACUGUCUUUAUAUGUACAGCCCUUGUGGACCAGGCAUGGUGAGCAAGUGACAACCUCUCUGUGUGUUGACUUCCUCAGUCUGUAGUGAGAAUGCUACCCACCCAGAAUCUUUGGGAGGUGGAGGCAAGUGAUCUCUAGAUUAUAAAAGUGCUACAACACAGUGGAACAAUUAUACCCUUCCUCAACGAAAUUGUCUCUUGCAUUUGUCCUUCCUCCCACCCUGCUUACGUGCCUCCUCUCCACCAGUGCUCUGGGGAUGGAAACAAAGUCCGUCUAUUCACUUUGGGUAGCCUAUAACCUUAUACAUAGAAGCCCCUGAACAACAUUUUCCAUUGACUAGAAAGAUCAAGAAGUCUGGAUCUAUAGCCUGUUCCCGUCUGGCAGCAUCUGGAGGCAUUUUUGAUUGUCAUGACUGUGUGUGUGUUUGGAAGAGGGGGUGAGGCUGGCAUCUGGUGGGUUGAGGCCAGGGAUGCUGCUAACCAUCCUACAGUGCAUAUGACACCUCCUUACAAAAAUAUUAUCUGGGCCCAAAUGUUGGUGCCAAGGUUGAGAAAUCUUGAUGUAGACAAAUAAUGAGAAUUAAGAGCAUUAGGCCAAGCAAGGCACAGCUCGUCUGGGAUCAGAGGCUGGAGUUGGCCAGGUCUGUGCUAGAGCAGCCAGUUACAGUAAUGGCAUCAGGAAAACACCUUCAUGUUUGUGAAACAAACAUUUCAGGUUUUCAAAGACCUUUCACAUCGAUUACUAUUUUUGACCUUUCACAACAGUUUUGCAAGGUCACUCUCUUCCAACUUCAUGUGAUAUUCAUCAGCUGGCAGAAGAGGAAACUGGGCCAACAGUUUGCCAAAGGUCUCAGGGCUGGCUGGUGACUACCCCAUCACCAGCCUGCCAGGUCAGGCACUGUUUGUUCAUCUCUCCCUGCUUUGUUGUUAAAGCAGAAGUGACAUGGGGCACCUGGGUGGCUCAGUCGGUUAA
Messenger RNA from Herpailurus yagouaroundi (jaguarundi), 2453 nucleotides. It is a transcript of the gene LDAF1, whose product is annotated as lipid droplet assembly factor 1. NCBI's taxonomy places the organism in Eukaryota, Metazoa, Chordata, Mammalia, Carnivora, Felidae. The coding region runs from base 245 to 694 and encodes 149 amino acids. The record is from RefSeq and is a predicted model, not a curated record. The transcript has 5 exons.